Molecule: messenger RNA, 2819 nt
Organism: Zerene cesonia (dogface butterfly)
Lineage: Eukaryota; Metazoa; Arthropoda; Insecta; Lepidoptera; Pieridae
Exons: 6
Coding region: 317-1894 (525 amino acids)
Biological process (GO): regulation of muscle contraction; regulation of potassium ion transport
Cellular component (GO): plasma membrane; striated muscle dense body
Molecular function (GO): potassium channel regulator activity
Source: RefSeq, a predicted model, not a curated record
UCACAACCCCUCGUGGCUGCAAACGCGUAGUCAGCUUACAUAUCACAGAGGGAGCAUAUCUGUAUCUUCCAGUGCUUUAAAUUUAAAUAAGACAGUUCUAUUGUGGAAGGUACGCUUUUUACAGUCCUUAUUUUGUAUGUGUUAAAGUGGCGUUUGCGACCCUUAAGGUCGACCCUCAUACUACAUUUUAUGGACAGAUGGAACUCGAUCACAGGAAAACCCAUACUCCUGCCUGUAUCCAAAUAUUUGAUUGAACGUUUGAAAGGCAGGUGUCCAUCAGUAGGGUAUGAGCGGGUGUAGGUAGUCGGAUGGCCGCAUGGGCAGCCUACCGGACCUGACGGAACGCACGCGGCACUGCCGGCCCGCCGCGCGCACCGUCUCCGACCCACAUAGGCACCGCACUGUCGUCCCUCAGAUACCAGUGAGCACAAUUUACAAGAAAGAGUGGCCAUGGAGAAAAACGAAAACUCCAAUAAAAAUUCCGGUUGUAAAUGUGAACAGACGACGCGAGUCAGCAGCAUCCUCUCUCGGUGCCGCCUCCGUACGCCGCCUCAUCACCCGACAACCGCAGAAGAUACCCAAACUUAUCAUCACACGGUUCACCCUCCUCUGUGUAGCCAGCGGCCUGUGCUCCACGGCCAUACUCCCCUUUACAGCAUACGCAGGGGCAGAGGCUGGAGCCAUGCCGCUCGCUGUGAUGCACACUGUCGCUGCGGUAGCGGCACCGUUUUCUCCCUUAAUUCUCCAGAAAACCGGCACAAGACACGUGAUCACUCUGUCACACAUGCUAGUGUGCGUUCUCUUAGUAGCACACACAAUCGCUACACCUCUGUCAAUUCUGCUUUGCCUAUACGCAAUCUGUGGGGUGAUGCUGUCUCCUAUGGAACUAGCUUUAGCAGCAUCCGCGACAUCGUUUGCACAAGCUGCAGGCGAUGAGAGUAGACGGAAGAUUGCAUUACGUAGGGCGUUGAGAGCUCUUCGAGCGACGCAGGAUGUAGGUCUGGUGGUUGGAUCACUGAUGCUCGGUGGAGCGUUGCUCAUUUGGCCCGAGGAUCUGAUGCCGCUCCUGCAAUUACCUAACACGAAGCAGAACUUUUCGACACCAGGAUGGCCGCCGUCUGAAGAUGAUUUGGUUGAAGAAGAUAUUGAGGAGAGAACGUGCGGCGCGUCGGGCUGUCCAGACGUGCAAUCUCUGGUCGGCACAGCCCUGAGCGCGGAGGGGCGCAGGGUGAUCGUCGCGGUGUGGGCCGGGCUGGCAUUAGCGGCCGCGUUCCUGGCCCUGUACGGGGCGGCCUCCACGCCCUCCCCGCCGCCCGACGCCAGGUCCGUGCUGAGAGACCCGCGGACGCUGCUCGGCGCUCCGAUGGGACUCUUCAUUGGAUUGCAACAGGGUUUUAUUUAUACGUCUUAUAUUAAGUGGUAUGGUGUAUGCGUCGGGGGCUGGAGCGAAGCGUGGCGGGCGCUAUGCGGUGCCGGAGCGCUUCAAGCGCUUGCAGCGGCCACACUGAGCAUGGCUGCGGCUAGAGGCAGGCGCGGCGCGCUCGCUGCGGGCGGGGCUGCGGCGCACGCGUCGCUGCUACUAGCACUGCUGCGCUGGAGGGCGGCCAGAACGGAUUUAGCGCUGCCUACUGUCGCCGCUGCUGCAUGGGGCGCGUGUGCUGCCUUGUGGGAUGUUUUGCAGAGCGGCAUAUGCGUCGGCGGGCCCGGCUGGCGCGGCCCCUGGUCUUCCACGCUGACGGCGCGGCACAUCGGCCUCGCCCUGGCGUGCGGCGCGCGGCAGGUGCUCUGCGUGCGCACGCAACUCGCUGGACUCGCUCUGGCGCUCUUCACUGCACUAACUUCUCAUGCUGCCCUGGAACUGCGCCUCAGAAGAGACAUGCGACACAGAUCCUGACGUUACGGCCACAGCUCCGACCGAGAGGAUAUCGCAUUCCACGUUAUCGCUUGAACCACUAAAUACUGAACAGUUUCUUAUUUGCGAACAGAUUGUUCUAGCUUCUUUGUUGUGUUCAUGAGGUCGGACUUCGUUUAUCGAAGUGAGUUUUCUUUGAAGUUAUGAAUCGAGCGGUAACUCUAGUGUGGAUAUUGAAAACAGACUUUUGGUAUAUCGCCUAGGCUAAAUCAAGCUGAAGACGAGGUGUAAUGUGGUUAUGUAAAUAUUGAAUGUCAAAUGACUUUAAAACUAUUUCUUCGACUCCUCUCGAGUGCUGACUGCGGGCAUGUGCAAUUGAAUUAAGAAAGUGCAAGCAAAUAUGAGCACUAUCUACGUAGAUUAAGACCUACUAUACUUCUUGAAAGUUUAAUUAUUGUACGGGUAUAUAUUUUUUCUAAAAUUUUACCUACUGUUCAUUCUUUCACUUUCAUACAUCCCACAGCAAGGGCAUUGACAAAUCUAUAUCAAUUUAGUUAAAGUAUAAGUUAAGGCGCGCGAUUAUUUGUUUCGCAAUGUGCGACUUCGCGCGGGUUGCAAAAAUGAUGUCAAAUAUACAUGCGGCCUUUUGUGUCACUCCUAUCGACUCUAUGCCCCGCACAGGGUAUGUUUCUUGAAUGCUGUGAAUGUUUAAUGUUAGAUAUACACAAUCAAUGUACUUAAUUAAGAUUAUAUGUAGGUUUUGUAAUAUUUUAUUCUAAAACGUCUACUAUCUCAAUCAUAUUUUUUAAUUCAAUUCUUCAAUAGAUGUAAAAUAUUGUAUGUUUUUACUGUGAAAUCGUUGAAAUUGUGCAUUGAAGUGGAUGGUGUUUGUAAGUGAUCCUUUCUCAAAUUCUGACCCCGUUACAAAAUGUCAAAUAUUUAGAUUGAUACAGAGAAUAAAUAUUGA